UGUCCCAAAUAUCAUGGACGUGUUUGGAUAGCUCUCCCAAAAUCCCAUUAGCUCUUCCAAGUUACCUGACCAGUUAGAAAAAAAUUAUAAGCUGGUAGGCACCUUAUAAGCUCUAAUUAACCCAAAAGUAGGCGACGCCAAACACCGUCUAAGCAGCAACUCUGCUUCACAAACACCCCUGUAACAGUAACACGCAAAGCUGAAUAGGGAAGCAGCAAACAGCCCUAGUUACCAUAGUACACCAGACUAAAGGAGGUAGGUUGGAGGAGGAGGGGAUGCUUGUCACAGGCGAGCCCGUCGGUGGAGAGAAGUUGUCGGAAGGAUUGGCCAUGUCCUGUCACGCGCCAAGGUUUUCCGACGCGUGACGGCUCCAAAGACCUCCGAUGACUCCUCUCGAUCUCGCAGAUUGCGCCCAUUUCAGGUAUUGAAAAGCAAGAAAGGAGGAGGAAUCGAGAGAAACUCACAAUGGGUUUGUGUUGGUGAAGCAGAACAGCAGAGAAAUAAGGCUAGGCGAGCUCCUGCGAUGCCUGACGCCCAGGGGCAGAUCUAUGUGUGACGGAUCUAUGUGUGAGCUUCCACAAUUAAAGUUUAAAUUUGUAGAAUAAUUUUUUUGAUUAUUUAGUAUUAGCCCAGCCCAAACUCAGUCCAGCCCACCCUAAUUUUUCCCAGCCCAGCCCACUUGCCUGCAAACCCUUCCCUCUCUCGACCUCGCUCUCGCUCACGGCUCACCCUCGCUGCCUCUCGCUCUCUGCCUCCUCCUCUUGCUCGUCCGCUCGUGCUUGCCCUCGCCCUCGCUGGCUCUCUCUUGCUCUCGCUCGGGCUCGGCCCCUCUUGCUGUCGCUCGCCCUCGCUCUCUGCCUCUCUUGCUCUCGCUCGUCCUCCGGCUCUUGCUGUCUUUCUCUUGCUCUCGCUCUCGCCCUCGCUCUCUGCCUGACUGCCUCUCUCUUGCUCUCGCUCGCCCUCGCCCCCACGCUCGCUCGGCCAGUCGGCUUCGCCCUCUUGCUCGCUGCCCUGCCUCUGAUUCUGGUCUUCGUUUUAACCCCCCCCCCCCCCCCCCCCCCCCAGCUUCCAGAUUUGCUUCAUUCGAGCCCAGAAAAGCUUAUGGGUCCAUACUCUAUUUCAAGCAUUGAGAAUUGCUGUUCAGACUGUAGUAUGUUACAUUUUGAGGCAAUUAUUCCAGUUGCAACUACAGUACUUGGUGAAGAGAUCAAACUGAGGUGCAUCGAGUACUUGGAGGUUUUCCCUUGGAAGGACAAGAAAGAGGAUCUUAAAAGCAGCUUCUGAACUCCAUCCAGUAGGCAUGCCUAUAUUGACCAAGAUUCAACCGGUCAAUUUGAUUGACACAAAAAAUGUUUUAUUGUCUGCUAUUCGCUUUGCCACAUCCAUUAGUGGGCCUUGCCCGCCAUUUGGUAAUGAGCUGAAAACAUCUGCCCAGGAACAAGUUGAAUACAUGCUUGGAGAAGACAACGAUACACAAUUCCUUACAGCUGAUGAAGAAGUUAAAGCAGAGGUAAGAAUGGGCCUUUCCGAGAUGUCUUUGUCAUUUGAAAGGGAAUUGUCUUCCCUCUUCUUGGAAUUUGACCUCAUAUCUGAGACAACAGAGAACAAAAUAAUGCAGAGCCUAUCUGACCUAGAUUGGAUGUGUAGUGUACUCCCAAAGAUGGAUCUAAUGAAGGAUUUUGUUGUUAACUGGGCAGAACUUUCCGGUAACAUCCUGAGAGUAGUCCAAGACAAGAAACUCGAGUCUCUCAUGUGGGGGUUCAAGGUGAAGCUAAUGGAAGUGACUGCCAAAGUCUUGGAAGCAGUCGGGUAUGGUACCAUAAUCAUUCCAGCGCCAUGCCGGGUCCAGCUGCUCAAAGCAUGGUUACCCUUCAUGAGGAAGAUGAAGCCUCUUCUGGAUUCAUUGGGCAAUGAGGACGAUAGUUUUCCCUACAAGAUGGACGAAGACCUCUGCCAGAGCAUCGAAGGGGCAAUCGUCUCAUUGAUACUGGCAUUGCCUUCGAACGAUCAAGCUGACAUUCUUGCAGAUUGGAUGAAGGGCGAGCAGGCGAGGUACCCCGACCUGACCGAGGCUUUCGAGGUGUGGUGUUACAGAACCAAGUCGGCGAAGAGAAGGUUGCUGGAGUGCAUGGAGAGAGAUGGCAAGGACAAUGCCACCCUUGCCCUGGAUUUGUCUCAAUGAUUUUGUUCAAUGCUAACUUAUCUUGGAGGGGUUGUCAAUGAUCCUACCUACCUCAGUCUCAUGAUCAAGUUUGAGCUUGUUGAUAUGCUAUUUGGAGUGGAGCACAAUAUCUUGUUUUAUCAAAAUGCUUUUCUUCUGGAGAAGACUAUAUGAAAUAGGAAGAUACGAUCUCAUUUAGUGUUUGGUAGAAAGAGAUCUUAUCGCUUGAUCAAUUUUUCUUCAAUUUAGUAGUGGGGUGGGGAAUUUAAGGAUCUUUUUAUUUAUAGAGAAUGUGUUAUGUUUCUUA
Diospyros lotus (date-plum) is the source of this 2468-nucleotide messenger RNA. RefSeq names its product BTB/POZ domain-containing protein At3g05675. Bases 1301 to 2182 code for a protein of 293 amino acids. The record is from RefSeq and is a predicted model, not a curated record. The transcript has 4 exons. Lineage: Eukaryota; Viridiplantae; Streptophyta; Magnoliopsida; Ericales; Ebenaceae.